AAUAAAUUGUUGGAGAGGACAUUUGACACUGACAGCAAAAUCACCUGCAUUUCUGUUUAUUUAAAGUGAGCUCUUGUCGGGUUGUGGUUGUGAGCAGUGAGGUUACAUACAGUAAUGCAUUUCCGGUAGAAUUACAUACCGCUACUUUGAUCCUUAUGGUUAAUGAAAAGAAUGAGUUGUCUGGUAUUGAAUAGUUCUUCACUCCUUCGCUGGUAUGUCUUUAAGAAACUCUGUUGACCAAACAAGUGAAGUGAUUCCAUUCUUAUCCGAUCAUUUUCGUCAACGCUUUAGAAACUACUGGACAACAUACCACAACGAUAUAAUUGCACUUAUCAAUAUACGGAGUACUUGAAAUCUUCAAAACAAUUGUUACUUGAAAGUUUUUCCUGACUUGAUCUCUAGACUUGGAGGUAUGCAAAAAUCAUGGAUUCGGGACUUGGGAGUGAUGAAGAUCGUAGAGGUAGGACUAAGGAACAGAAACAGCUCAGAAACCAACAGCUACUAAGCGGUUGCUUCAUAGAUGCAGCUAGUCUUUCUGAUGAUGCUGAUGUUGAUCAGAGAAGGAAUGAUGAACGAAGACAAGGUGCACUUAUAUUUCAAUCUUCUAUUCCCCAAUUUUCCAUGCUCCAAAUGUCUGGUUCAGAAGUAGACAACAAUUUUUCCAAUGUAGAUAAUAGUAUAGCUGGUACUUUUGUAGAGACAACAACCCCUUUCAAUUCAAUUGUUCAGUUGGACUCUGAUGAUUCUGCUAGGAAAUCCCCUUUGGGGUUUUAUGUGGAUUUGAGUGAAGUGCCAGAUAUUCCUAAAAGUGUCCCAUCAGGUGCAAAGAAAAAUAUUUUCUCUAUGGUAAUUGAUUUUGAAGCACCCAAAAAAGAAAAACCUCUAUCUCUGCCAUCGCAUGUGUUACACAGAAAAAAUAAGUGUUUGAAGCAAAAUGGAAAAAUUAAUGAAAGCCUAUCAGGCAGUGGAAGCUCUUUGAAUUCUGUACCGGGUCCUAGUAGGGAUCGUCAAGGGCUUGAUGCAGAAAAGGAUAACUAUUCAUAUAUUGAAAAAUGUACUUCCAGUUUAUCUAGUAGUAAUGAAGAAAUAGUUUUAGAAAAUAAUGAUAAAAGUUGUGAUAUGUUAGAGAAAGAUAUAGAAGAACCGAAAGAAGAAUUUGAACAAGAAGUUGAAACAAGUUCACCACCUCGUAACAUCAAUUCAUUGCCAGAGGACCAGGAAAUUGAGAAAGAAGAAAACCAAAAUCAUGUGAAGAGUUUGCCACAGUUUGUGAAACUGUCCGAUUUAGAAUGUCAGAAAACCAAACUUGAUCUUAACUUGACUCCAAGAAUGAGCAGGUCUAUACCAGAGAGCUCCUGGGUCGAGAGUCCGCUCUUCAUGUCUAGAUCUGCUGGCUGUAGGAGCCAUCCGCAUCCUAUGGAACCAGAAAACGAAGAAAUGUACGAUUCUUUUUCGACAACCGAAACUUGUUCGACCCAACCCCGAAAAUCUGUCCGAAGACUCGGUACGGACUUAUUGAGGAUGUUUCUGGAAGAAAUUGGACCUGAUGUAACCAUCGAGGUUGAAAACCAUAAGAUAAAGGCACAUAAAUGCAUUUUAGCUUCUAGAUGUCAGUAUUUCGCUGCAAUGUUGAGUGGGAACUGGUUGGAAGCAUCCGGAAAUAUAAUUUCUUUACAAGGUUUCUCUUACGAAGCGGUAUAUUUUUCCCUAUGCCAUAUUUACAGUGGUGCGGCUCACGUUCCAGAUUCUAUAAGUGUCAUAGAAUUAGCUUCUUUAGCCGAUAUGUUGGGUCUGGAAGGUCUCAAAGAAGUUGUCGAACAUGCGUUAAGGCAACGGUAUUGUCAUAACUUUCACAAACCAUGCCCCGGCUGUUGUACAGGAGUGACGGAAGUGCUAAUGUUAUCAGCAGCGUACGGGUUGGACGAUUUAUAUCAGAAAUGCUUAGAGUGGAUCACACAAAACUUCGUGAAAAUAUGGCCUAGUAGAGGAUUUUCCAGUUUACCACGAGAACUGAGGGAAAAGUGCUACCAACAGCACGUCGUACACAUGACGCCAGAUCGUGUUUUGGAAACCAAAACGGCCUGCGAGAAAAUCUUAGCUUCUUUACCAUCUAGUAGGUGGGCGGAACCUAUACAACAGCUGGUACAACAAUUAGUCGAUGCUUGUCAUUUGUAUCACCGGCAACAUUAUGCGGCCGUCCUUGUAUCUCCAUCUUUCAUAGCUCUGGAUUCUGGACCAAGUUGGUGCAUUCUACAAAUUGAAGAUCAAAUGGUGUCUGCUGCAACUAACUUGGGAGUUGAACAGGCUUGUAAAAGUUAUUCGAGAUGCUGUAAAAUGUUGGAGCAGUCGUGGUCGAGGAAUUUCGAAGAUUUAUUGAAUAAAAUUAAGUCAACCCUAGAACAGUGUCUUGUUGCACAGGCAGAUAGACUGAUAAGGAGCAACGCUUGGUUAAGACUUGACUCGUCUCUGAGAGCAAGAAUAAAGGAUAUUUCUCCCUCUAGCGAGCCGCCCAGAAGAAUUCCAAGGGCAAAUCCGAAAAAGGCGAAGAUGACUUCUUCGCAAAACAAUCACAGUUCAUCCGAUUCGUCACGCAACUCUAGCCCUGGCAUGAAUCAGAGUCGUGUUCUUAAUUCGAGCGGAAGUCCCUCACUUCGUAGAAGCCUUCUUUUAGCAGCCAAGGCGCCCCAAGUCCCUCCCAGUCCGACAAUAAAUCGUAAGAGUACUUUGACACAGCCAACAGCGGCAAGCGCUGCUAAAUCGACACCGUCCAAGAUUACAAAAAUUCAACCUAAAAUCAACCCAUCUAAACUCAAUAUCCCAUCCAAAAUUUCUCUUCAGAAUAGGGAGAAAACUACGACUGUUAAAAAACCCGAAAUUAAGUCCGCGUUCGUUAAGAGAGAAAAUAAAAAGAUCGAUAACCAAUCACAUUCCCCUUUAAAGUUUGACAGUAGAUCGAGCUCCCCUAGAAAAAUCAAUAGUCAACUGAGUUCUCCGGUUAAGACGGCCUGGAGGUCCUCCUCUCCCCUAAAAACAGAAAGUCAACUUAGCUCGCCCAAAAAACAACACGUCAAUGAUCGAACAACCAACAAUAACGCGUCGAAAAAAUUCGAUAUCAAGAAACAACAGACAAGGCCAACUGUCGUGCGAAAAAAUCCCCCCGAUUCUAAAAUUCUACCGAGAACAAAUUUAAUAACGCAACAGAGGAUGAUGAAACACGCGGUCAAUUUGCAAAAAUCCCAAACCCCCACUAUGAGAAUCAAUCGAACGCAGGGUAAAUCUCACCAACCGACAAAUAUCGCCCAUAAUACUGUUUCAUCGAAGAAAGUUAGAUCAUCAAGCGACAGCCUUCUGCUCAAACAGAAAACGCCAAGUCCUAACGCGUCGAUUUCUCCCGAUAGUGAUGACAAACGAUAUAGUCCAGACGGCGUAAUAUCUCCCGACGACAGACGAAUCCAUUCGAACGCUUCAAAAUUAACUUCUGAAUCCACAGAUAUCGAAGAAAAUAACGCGAAAAAUGGGGAGAGUGAUACGGGGAGUCGAUCGAAUUCCGAGAAUGAAUUGUUUGUUAGAAAAUAUACUGCAAUGCAAAGGUCGGAUACGUUUCUGAAAGAAGAACCAACAAUCAUCGGCAAAUUGAAGUGAGUUCUUCAACUAGUCAUUUCUAGUCAAGUUAUACGGUAUAAGAUCUCUAUUUUGCUAAAUAAAUUUGUGAUAAUAUUUUUAGUUUUUAGUGUUAUAAGUUUUAAACUGAUUUUAAUGUGAAAUAUUUUCCAAUUCAACACCCAAAGAAUACUUCUCUGUAUGUAAUCUGAAGAAUUCAAUAAGCUCUAAAUUAUUUUCGCGUCCUAUAUUAAUUUAUAUUUCUCAUUCGUAGCAUUCGAAAGAAAACAAGUUUGUAAUAUGAUAAAGUUGAAUAACAAACUUAAAAUGAACACGGUAGGUUUCCUUUAAGGCAGUUAUUUUAUAUGUAUACAUUCCAUAUAUACAGGAUGUCCCAAAAUCACUUGUCAUCCUUUAAUUCCUUUAUAUUAAUCUAUAAAACGGGUCGUUUGGCGAAACCAUCGGAGGCUGUCAGAUUGAUCGUCGAAAUAUAUUUCGGAAUAAUAUGUUGGAAAUUCUGAGAAUCUCGACGUGAAAAACAGUCGAUGUUGCAGAUGUAGUUAGAAUUGAGCUUUAGGGGCUUUCCAGUCGUCGUUGAAAUGUUCAUUUGUCGAAAGAAUCCAUAGGAUUCACGGGAUUUGGCUAACUUCACGUUAUAACGCCGAUGAUAACAGAUUUCUGCUUUCAAAGGAACGUGAUAGUACGAGAAAGUACUAUAAAGUAGUAUGAUUAAAAGUUAGGCAAUUAUGUACAUU
This is a messenger RNA of Coccinella septempunctata (seven-spotted ladybird), 4355 nucleotides long. RefSeq lists its product as uncharacterized. Gene Ontology annotation, molecular function: protein binding. The transcript is spliced from 5 exons. The record is from RefSeq and is a predicted model, not a curated record. Bases 424 to 3642 code for a protein of 1072 amino acids. NCBI's taxonomy places the organism in Eukaryota, Metazoa, Arthropoda, Insecta, Coleoptera, Coccinellidae.